CCGGGCCCUUGUAGGUAGGGUAGCACUCGCAUCGUACAAAGUGGGGUAGACGAUAGUUCAGCUACCGAGACAGAGUUACCCACCAGAGCUACGUGGACACUGGAACCUGGCCGCACCUCGUGUGAUACCGUGCAAGCGCCUUGAGCAGCAGACCACUUUCUCUCUUUCCAGUAUUCAAGGAGCAAGCUGGCCUGGAGCUUCUGCGGGCCUCGACGUUGACUGGCAUGCCCAUCCUUCUAUUCCUUGGCUGAGCCGAAGAAGAUCAUCCUGCCUGCUUGACUUUUCUCCGAUUCUAAUCAUUCGUUCAGGGCAUCCAGUUCAGUUGCUGUUCACUUCCCCCACGCGCGGGGUCGCCUUCCACCCUUUUACCUUACUCACGACCACCGAGCCUUUGGACAAUCGCAAAGCCUGCCCGACUAAGUUUACCCCCAAGUCAGCCAGCUAUGGACGGCUUUGGCGACAGCGACAAGUGCGCCUCGGGCUCGACCUCCUCACUGUCAGCAGGAUCCAGCUGCCAGGACUCCCAAGGCAGUUACUCUCUCUACGCCACCUUCACGACCAUAGCCGCCAUGCCUUUACUCUACUUCUUUAUUGUACCAUGGUUUUGGCGGGCAAUAGGAUCGGCUUUGGGAUGGUACCUCAAGCGCAAAACCGAAGGCCGUCGGGCUCAGCUGCUCGAGAUAAUGAACGAGGACGAGCGUCGAUUCGCGGAGAGUGGACAGGAGAGGAAAAAGAGUGUCACGGAUGAGGAAUGGGAGAGUAUUGAAACGCCUGCGGGCAGCGCCGACAAUGGUGGCAAGGCUGCGCAAGAAUGGGAUGGAAUCGUAGGGUUCUUUCACCCUUUCUGCAAUGCUGGAGGAGGUGGUGAACGUGUCCUGUGGGCUGCCAUCCGAGCGACGCAGCAGAAGUGGCCGAAGGCCAAGUGUAUAGUCUACACUGGCGAUCACGAGGUCAACAAGGAGGCUAUACUUUCUAGGGUCGAGAGCCGAUUCAAUAUCAUGCUUCACCCGCCGACAGUACAGUUCCUGUAUCUCUCGACUAGGCAUUGGGUCCUCGCAUCGACCUGGCCUCACUUCACUCUCGCCGGACAGUCACUUGGCUCGAUAAUCAUAGCGUGGGAUGCCUUCUCUCUGCUUACGCCGGACAUCUUCGUUGACACCAUGGGUUACGCGUUUGCUCUGGGUCUUUGCAGAUGGCUCUUCCAUACCAUGCCCACGGGCGCUUAUGUGCAUUACCCAACCAUCUCGACCGAUAUGCUUGAUUCUUUGAAUCCUCACUCCGCCGUAGGCUCUCAAGGAGUCAAUGCUGGCCAGGGCGUUGGAGCUCGUGGUAGAGCAAAGAAGUUGUACUGGGAGCUGUUCGCGAAAAUAUACUGUCGGAUGGGGGCUACGAUUGACGUUGUGAUGACCAACUCGACCUGGACUCAAAACCACGUACAGAAGCUUUGGGGGCCACUCCGUAACACGAGGAGAAAUGGUAGGCCCAAUAACGCUGUAGCUGUGGUUUAUCCACCAGUUGCUGUCCGCGAGCUCGAGCAAGAAGUAGAGGUGUCCGUAGACAGUGAGAGCAGACGCGAGAAGGCACUGGUUUAUAUUGCACAGUUCAGGCCUGAGAAGAACCAUCAGCUCAUUAUUCAGGCGUUCGCCGAGUUCGUCAAGAGCGGCUCGGAUGUUGCCAAAGGUGCCACCUUGGUUCUGAUUGGCAGUGUGCGGGACGACAGCGACUCCAAGCGUGUGUACCAGCUGCGCUUGUUGGUCAACGAAUUGCACAUCAAGGAUCGGGUCGAGUUCCAUCUUGACGCUCCUUGGCCUCGAAUCCUCGAGUGGCUUCGCAAGGCAUCAGUCGGAGUCAACGGCAUGUGGAACGAGCAUUUUGGUAUUGGUGUUGUCGAGUAUCAGGCUGCUGGACUCAUCUCUGUUGUGCAUGACAGUGGCGGACCCAAGCUAGACAUCGUCACCGAAAUCGACGGAGAACCUACAGGUUUCCAUGCCACAACGUCCACAGAGUUCGCUGAGGGCUUCCGGAAGGCUCUGUCCCAUCCUAACCCCCUUGCCAUAAGGCAGCGCGCCCGAAAGUCUGCCAAACGAUUUACGGAAGAGGAGUUUGCGAAGAAGUGGGUUGACCAAAUGGAGAAACUGGUUGCACUGUGUUGAGAUUUGGGUGCGAUCUCUCAUACAUUCCUUAUAUUUCCCCUACUUCAUUCACACACCUGAGCAUUCCAUCUGAGCUGUGGCAUGAGUAUUUUUCAUGAUUCUGUGCUAGGAAUUGAUAAAUAAGCAACAAGACACCGAUACCCUUUUUCACAAAGUCUAGAUUAUAGAGGCAGAGUUUAACCUUUUGUUCUGAUUGGAGUUGUUUGCCCAAAUCCUGCUUUUUGUCAUGCCAACAUACGCUGGUUUUUGUUACCAAAUGUUGUGUGAGCAUUGUUGCAUAG
Molecule: messenger RNA, 2434 nt
Organism: Pyricularia oryzae 70-15
Lineage: Eukaryota; Fungi; Ascomycota; Sordariomycetes; Magnaporthales; Pyriculariaceae
Product: alpha-1,2-mannosyltransferase alg-11
Exons: 4
Coding region: 444-2153 (569 amino acids)
Biological process (GO): protein N-linked glycosylation
Cellular component (GO): endoplasmic reticulum membrane
Molecular function (GO): GDP-Man:Man(3)GlcNAc(2)-PP-Dol alpha-1,2-mannosyltransferase activity
Source: RefSeq, a predicted model, not a curated record